AUGCGCAUUCCCAGGGCGAGCUGGUUGCUCGCUGUCUGCAUAGGGACCAUAAUCAAUGCUUCUGACAUACGAGAAGUGGACCUGGUUUUCCAGCGCAACGAAACAUAUGCGCCCGCCGACAGGUUCCCUAUUGACCUGGACGCCGCCGUGACCAGCUCCCAUGAUCUUAAAGGGACUGAUUGGACCGACCAAAACACCUACCUUGCACAUUCUUACUCCACCCUUUUCAAAAAUGAUGGACGGUACAAGGUGAGCUGGACCGUAACCUGGCAGAGUUGCGACCAGGACACCUUUGAAAAUAGGCUCAGUAACGCCAAUAUGAUUGACAACAUGACCACUUGGGCAACCUAUUUCACCACUCAAAGUUCCGCCUCCAAGGUGGAUCUGGUUGCUGCUACAGCCAAAAAGACAUGGCCCGAGGAAUAUGGAGUGUUAAUCAAUGUGACUGACAAAACAUUGAAGGUCCCAUGGAAUGUGAGGUGGUCUGGCGGUGACUACACCAAUGACACAUGCGCGGUGGUGGCGAAGUCCACCCCGACUGCCAGGCCAGGUCCUUGUCGAGUCCACAUUUACAAGACCACUGUCGAAAGCAUGGAAGCCCGCAAUGAGUCACUGCGAUUCACCUUAGGCCGAACAUCAGUGGCUUUGGUUAUGUGCUUGAUAUCGGUGAUGAUAUCUUUAAUGUGUGUGAAGAAAAAGGGCAGGGGUAAUACCUCCGCAGUAUAUCUUCUUAGCCUUAGGUCACCUAAGAUUUUGCUCCUACGUCGCCCCGUUAUAGAUAAGGUAGGUGCCGCCUAA
Molecule: messenger RNA, 798 nt
Organism: Penicillium hordei
Lineage: Eukaryota; Fungi; Ascomycota; Eurotiomycetes; Eurotiales; Aspergillaceae
Exons: 2
Coding region: 1-798 (265 amino acids)
Source: RefSeq, a predicted model, not a curated record